Messenger RNA from Apus apus (common swift), 3020 nucleotides. It is a transcript of the gene PTGFR, whose product is annotated as prostaglandin F receptor. The coding region runs from base 132 to 1226 and encodes 364 amino acids. The transcript is spliced from 3 exons. Gene Ontology annotation, biological process: inflammatory response; positive regulation of cytosolic calcium ion concentration; adenylate cyclase-activating G protein-coupled receptor signaling pathway. Gene Ontology annotation, cellular component: plasma membrane. The record is from RefSeq and is a predicted model, not a curated record. Lineage: Eukaryota; Metazoa; Chordata; Aves; Apodiformes; Apodidae. Gene Ontology annotation, molecular function: prostaglandin F receptor activity.
GCGAGGCGGAGGAGAGCGGCGGGCCGGGCCGGACCGGACCCGGGGCGGGGAAGGAGCGGUGUGCGCCGUCCGAUGCCUUUCGAAUGCAAGACUGCUGACAUGCUUUGAGGGCUGCCUCUGCUUUCCUAACCAUGAACAGUUCGAAAUCACCAGGGCUCGCUGGAUUUGGAAUCUUAAAAAACACAACCUGCCACACAGAGAAGAAGAUUUCAGUUUUCUUUUCAAUCAUCUUCAUGACAGUGGGAAUUCUGUCCAACAGCCUUGCAAUAGCAAUUCUCCUGAAGGCGUAUCAGCGCUUUAGACAGAAAUCGAAAGCCUCCUUUUUGCUUCUUGCCAGUGGUUUGGUUGUCACAGAUCUCUUUGGCCACCUCAUCAAUGGAGCCAUCGCCGUGUUUGUGUAUGCAUCAGAUAAGGACUGGAUUCGCUUUAACCAGUCCAACAUUCUUUGCAGUGUUUUUGGCAUCUGCAUGGUUUUCUUUGGUUUGUGCCCACUCUUCCUGGGCAGCGUGAUGGCCGUUGAACGGUGCAUUGGAGUCACUAAGCCAAUAUUUCACUCUACAAAAAUGACUUCUAAACAUGUGAAAAUGAUGUUGACUAUGGUAUGUCUGUUUGCUGUUCUUAUAGCUUUGCUGCCUAUUCUUAGGUUUAGAGCCUAUCAAAUUCAAGCAUCGAGGACCUGGUGCUUCUAUAAAACAGAACAUGUUGAGGACUGGGAAGACAGAUUUUAUCUCUUACUUUUUUCUUGCCUUGGGUUACUGGCCCUUGCUAUUUCAUUCUUGUGCAAUGCUGUCACAGGAAUUACCCUCUUAAGAGUCAAAUUUAAAAGUCAACAAAGACAAGGCAGAUCUCAUCAUUUUGAAAUGAUCAUUCAGCUCUUGGCUAUAAUGUGUGUUUCUUGCAUUUGCUGGAGUCCAUUCCUGGUGACAAUGGCCAGAAUCGGGAUAAAUGAGAAUCGUUCAAAGGAGACCUGUGAAACAAUACUUUUUGCUCUCCGAAUGGCAACAUGGAAUCAGAUUUUAGAUCCCUGGGUGUACAUUCUUCUCCGGAAAGCUGUACUUAAAAACCUGUACAAGAUCACAAGGGGAUGUUGUGGCGCACACAUCAUAAACUUACACAUGUUGGAACUCAGCUCCAUCAAGAAUUCUUUGAAGGUUGCAGCAAUAUCUGAGUCACCAGUAAGUUCCAAACAGAUAAACCUACAGCCACUCAGCUCUACAGGGCACUAAAGUUAUCAUGGUGUAUGAAGAGGUGAUGGAGGCAAUGCUCAUUCAUGGGCAAUACCUUAAAGUGAAUUCCAAGGCUCAGUGGUUUAGCAUUUGUUUCAAAUUGUGAGUGGUUUGCUCUUGUUGCUUACUGGUCUGAUAUUGCUACUCCAAAAAAAUGCACUUGAAUGUUUUAAUUCCCUUUAGAAUGCAUCCUGUCCAAAACUGGUAGUAGGAUGAUAAAUUAUUCUGUAUUUUUCCUUGCAGGUACUGAAGUGAACAGGGUUCCAUAUAAUUGUUCCCACCAAAUUCUCAGCAGGCACAGCAGGCAUCUUGAGAACACAUGCAAGUGCAAAAGUGAUCUCCAAGGUGAUUUUUAAAAGGGGUAGAUUUAUCUCCCAGUGAUACUCCCACAUUUUUGCAGAGUCACUGUUUCCUAGGGUAAAGUCCACCAUCCUUUCCAUAAGGGUAUUCUUUACUUCUGUGCAUUGCAUUUUCCAACAGGAUGCAUAAAAGACAUUUUGUUUGUGCCCAGCUUAUUAAAUGAUCCAGUUUGCUUGGUUAAUUGAUUUGACUUCUCAAUUAUUUCUUGUUCCAUUAAGUUUUGGGAGAGCUGCAAUCUUCAUCAGUGUAAGUGUUCCUUUUCUGUGGGAACAGAGAAGUGGGUCAGCUUGCUUCCUUACAAUUACAUUUUUAGAUCUAUCAGUCAGUAUUUAGUACUUUCAACAAAUUUUGUUGAAAUUAACAGACAUAAAGCUGUGGUUAGUCUGUAAAAAAAGUAGUUCCCUUGCAAAAUGCAUAUAUUGAACGCCUCAUGAGGUACCUCUUCUUUUGUGAAAGGUCACACUGUGUGUGACCAAAGGAGCACCUCUGUAGGGAGCUGCCCGGUGAGCCUGGUUGUGUUUGUGAAAGCAAACUUCAUGGUCAAUUUUUGCAGUGUCUGUGUUAGAAGAGCUAAAAACAUUCAGUAUAAUUCAAAGUACCAGAAAGUUUGCAGGACAUUACAGAGGAGGCCCUUUGCCUUUAAUGCUGCUAAAUGAAGCUUUGGGUUUUGUGACUGUAUUCUGUUCAAAAUCAAAAUGAGAGUAUCAGAGACUUUGUAGUGGAGGAACUUCAAAUAACUACAUUAGUGUAUUUGGACAAAGUAGUUAAGAACUGAUUCGCAAAGAAGACAGUCUGAGGGACCAAAACUCUUCACAAACUAGAUUUAUGUUGUAUGUCAGAGGAGUUUAAAGUCAGAAAAUAAAAAACCCAAAAGGUUUAAAUAUUUCAGUUUUUUGUUUUAAAAGCUAUUUCCUUUUUGUUUUAAAAAGGUUGAUAAAUAAAUGGGUUAAAUAACCCUGUAAUGAAAUGAAAUGACUUUGUUUACCCUAAAGAAUUUCUGUAUGUGAUUUAUUUCUUUAGUCACAGAACUGAUAAACUGUGGACAGAUUUUAUUCUGAUAGAAGCUCUGCAGUGUUGCUUCACAUGGGUUCUGCUGAAAUCUGGAAGCAUUCUGUCAGUGCUCAGUUUGGCUUUUUCAUUUCUUAGAAUGUGAUACCAAUAUAUCUGUUGACAUAAAUUAUUUGUUCUUUAUGAAAGAUAGUUGUUUUAGCAGCUGCAAAAAGUGUUGGUCCAUAAAUUGUUGAGAUAUUUGAUCAGUAAAUGAAGCUCAUCACUGUUCCAUUUUGUUAUGUGAAUAAAUGUAGCUUGUGUAGUUCAUACUGGUUGUAAAACAAACAAACAAAAGCUUAUAUGUAUAUGUGAUUUCUUAUAUUUUGUGUACUAAUACGUAUUGAGUGUAAAUUGCAGAGCCUCAUUAAAAGUUAUCAAACUGUA